GUUAUUUCCGUUCCGGCGGAAACAUGGAGACUUGACGAAACUCCGAGUGGGAGCUAGUAUUCUACAUAUAAAUGAUUGGAGAUCUUACUAUACUAUUGUUUUGGCAAUAAAUAAAUGAAAAAAUAAUAAAAUUGUACACUAAACUUGAGCUUUAAAUUCAACAUGUGUUUUUGUGUGCAAAUCUACAUAUGUCUCAUUCAAAUAUUUCCAGCUAAUCGAUACACUUCAAAUGCACUUGUACUGAUUGAUAAGAGUCCAUCAAAUCCAACGAGCAGUCUCAUUACUAGUCUUUAUGAAAACUGCGGUUGCAUACGGUGCGAGAUAUUCCAGUUUGAAAGCAAUAUUUAUGUGCAUAUGUAUGUAUGUAAGUACGUAUGUGCCCAUACAUAUAUGUACAUACAUAUGUGCAUAUACACGUGAGUGUAUUUCCAUUAUAAUCAAAAGCAAUAUCAAGUUAUCAAUUCAGUCAUUAGAGGGGCACCACAGCAGUCGGUUAUUGGAGAAAGAGAACGCACGAAAUGGAACGAAAUUUUGUUAUUUUCUGUGCAAUUGUGAUAUUUUUAUUAGGCAGUUUUAGCUCAUUAGUAGUUGGCGAAGAGUAUGAUGUUGUAUAUGGAUACGAAUGCCAGCAGAGCAAGUGUUUAAGAAUUGAAAUUACGGAGAAAACUAUAGAGACAGCCAUCAGUCUGCCAGUAUGUCGUUUGCUUUGCGGAGAUUCACCAGUGGGAACUGUCUGGCCAAAACCAACUGGAAUUAUGCGCACUGAGAAUAUUUUACUACAUGUAGAUAUAACAACAAUCACAUUUCAAUUUCCCACCAAACUCACCAAACAACUAUCGCUAUGGGAGGCAAGCAAAGAGAGAUUUUUGCAGCAGUUAAAAAGCCACACAGAAGAUGUAAUUGUCGCACCAAAGCCUGGUGGGUCCAAUUUGACAGUAGUAGUGGAAAUAAACUCCGAAAUCGAUGAGCUACCCCGUCUAACGCUUGAUACUGAUGAGAGCUACAAUCUAACUAUAUCCCCCCUAAAAGGGGAUGGCGCUGCGAUCGCUAAAAUCUCAGCAAAUACAUAUUUCGGUGGAAGACAUGGUUUGGAAACAAUUUCACAGUUAAUAGUUUAUGAUGAUAUUCGUCGAGAAUAUCAACUAUUGGCUAAAGUGGAAAUAGAAGAUGCACCUAGAUAUAAAUGGAGAGGAAUAUUAUUGGAUACGUCAAGGCACUUCUAUUCUGUGAAGUCUAUUAAACGUACUUUGGAUGCCCUUGCGAUGGUUAAACUCAACACCUUUCAUUGGCACAUUACAGAUUCUCAAAGCUUCCCACUAGAGAUCAAAUCCCAUCCAGAACUUCACAGAUUUGGCGCAUAUUCGCCUAGUAAGGUUUAUACACAUGAUACAAUUUCUGAAAUUGUGCAGUAUGGACUGAUUCGUGGCAUCCGAGUAGUGCCUGAAUUUGAUGCUCCCGCCCACGUGAAGGAAGGUUGGCAACAUAAGGGUAUGAUCGCUUGUGAGAGCUUUCAGCCCUGGAAGAGUUAUUGUGGAGAACCACCAUGUGGGCAACUAGACCCCACUGUAGAUGACAUUUAUCCGAUAUUAGAAGAUAUCUAUCGUGAAAUAUUUCAACUAUUUUCACCAGAUGUCUUUCAUAUGGGAGGUGAUGAGGUGCUAUCUAAAUGUUGGCAUGGCACUGAGAGUAUUCGCGAAUGGAUGCAAUUAAAAGGUUGGGAUUUGCAAGAGGAAGAUUUUCACCGGCUCUGGGGUUAUUUCCAAACAAACGCACUCGAAAGAGUAGAUAAAGUGUCCAACAACAGCAAUCAAUUAAUCACACUGUGGACAAGUAGUCUUACACAAGAGCCAUAUAUUGAUCAAUAUCUUAACAAUUCCAGAUAUAUCAUACAAAUUUGGACACGUGGUUCAAGCUCCGAAAUUAAAGCGAUCUUAAAACGUGGCUUUCGCGUUAUUAUUUCAAACUAUGAUGCUUUAUAUUUUGAUUGUGGUGGACCCAGCUGGGUAGACAUUGGCAAUAACUGGUGCUCACCGUAUAUUGGCUGGCAGAAAGUGUACGAUAAUAAUUUGGAUAACAUAGCUGGGGAAUAUAAAUCGCUGGUUUUAGGAGCCGAAGCGGCAAUUUGGUCCGAGCAAAUCGAUGAAUACACACUGGACUACCGAUUAUGGCCACGUUCAAGCGCAUUAGCAGAACGUUUGUGGUCGAAUCCCGUUGGAAAUUGGCGUGAAGCAGAAUCUCGAAUAUUAUAUCAUCGCGAACGAUUAGUAGCCAAUGGUAUAUACGCGGAGGCUCUUCAACCAGAAUGGUGUCUGCAAAAUGAUGGUGAAUGCCCAGUGAAAAGAGGUUGAUAUACAUACAUACAUACAUAUGUACCUAUACAGGUUGAUGAAUAGAACCGCAAUUGAUUUAGAGUACGAAUAAAUUUAUUUAUAUAUUUUUAAAUAAA
This is a messenger RNA of Rhagoletis zephyria (snowberry fruit fly), 2446 nucleotides long. Its product is annotated as chitooligosaccharidolytic beta-N-acetylglucosaminidase-like. Gene Ontology annotation, biological process: protein deglycosylation; glycosaminoglycan metabolic process; carbohydrate metabolic process. Gene Ontology annotation, molecular function: beta-N-acetylglucosaminidase activity. Gene Ontology annotation, cellular component: plasma membrane. The record is from RefSeq and is a predicted model, not a curated record. Lineage: Eukaryota; Metazoa; Arthropoda; Insecta; Diptera; Tephritidae.